Molecule: messenger RNA, 3357 nt
Organism: Solanum pennellii
Lineage: Eukaryota; Viridiplantae; Streptophyta; Magnoliopsida; Solanales; Solanaceae
Exons: 3
Coding region: 991-2046 (351 amino acids)
Source: RefSeq, a predicted model, not a curated record
UAACUAUUCAAAUAUGUUAGGGACAAAAUAUACACAUCUCAAUAUACAUUCAACUGAAUUGAUGAAAGUGAAAAAUAAAGUAUGAUUUUAAACACCAUUGACGACAAAAACAAAAACAAAAUCAGAGUAUGCUUUCGUCAUGAAAUUGCCUCCUAUUUGUAUCUCUGAAAUCAAAUUUAUCUCGCUUGUUUGAUACCUUCAAUAGCUUGAUCGAUUUUUGAACUGACUACAAUGGAAAUAAAAAUAUUUAGCCUCUCUUUUAUUUGUCUAGCAAAUAGGAAUAAUAAUCUCUCUUUAAUAGGAAAAGAAAAGUCACGUUUCUCUGAAAGAGCUCACCGGGGGAGGUUAGUGUUUCUCUCAGAGAGCUCACUAGAAAGGUUAUUUGUGUGUUUCUCUCAAAGAGAUUUGGAAAAGGUAUGUAAACUUUCUCCUUUUGAAUUUUGAUUUGGCAAAGGUUUUAAUUUCAAUUUUAUUGAAGUAGGGCGGAAGUUUCUUUCCUUAUUGAGAAUCAUUAGUUAGCAGUUUCAGUUAGUUAACUUUCCUAUUAGUUGUUAGUCACAUGGUUAGUUAGUUAAGUCACAUGGUUAGUUAGUUAGUUGGUUAUAUUGUUAGUUAGUGUAAUCACAUUUUUUCUUAUUCUUUGAUAAGUCUAGUAACUUCCAAAUCACAUGUAUAUAAUGGAAGAGAAGUCAUAGAUGAAAGGUAACACAAUUGAAAGGAAAACAGAUUGUUUCUCUCUUCUUCUUCUUCUUCCUCUCUACAAUGGCAGUUAGCUCAUUGCAUCAGUGAAAUCGUUGGAGCCAUUGGAGCUCUUAACUCACUGCAUCAGUGAGUUCUUGUUAUGGUAUCAGAGCAGGGAUAGAUUCCCUCGUUUUUGUGACUGUAGGAUCUGUGUUUGAUCCUGUUUUUGUAUCCAAAUCCAUUAGUUUGCCAUGGCAGAAGUCACAAGUCAAACAACUGCUGCUAGAAUUGAUAUGAAUAGUGUGUUCUAUGUUCAUCCUUCAGACAAUCCAGGAACACCACUCGUUCCAGCUCAAUUUGAUGGAGUUGGAUACAGAUCAUGGAGAAGAGAGAUGUGAUGAUAUGGUAACUUCAUGGAUAUUGAAUUCUCUUACCAAAGAGAUUGCAGAUAGUGUUGAAUAUGUUAACAAUUCGUGUGAGCUUUGGAAGGAGCUAGAAGACAGAUAUGAUCAGACAAAUGGUGCGAAAUUAUAUCAGAUUCAAAAGGAGAUUGAUGAUUUAACACAGGGAACACUAGACAUCACUGUCUAUUACACAAAAUUGAAGAAGCUGUGGGAAGAACUAAACACUUUGAACACGAAGAGCAUAUGCACAUGUACAUGUACUUGUGGUGCCAAAGAUAGUAUGCACAAAUCAGAACAGGAUAGACGAUUGAUACAAUUCCUUAUGGGAUUGAAUGAAGUUUACACUGUGAUUAGAGGUAACAUACUCAUGAUGAGUCCUCUACCUUCUAUUGCACAAGCCUUCUCUCUGUUGAUUCAAGAGGAAAAACAAAGAGAAUACAGGCCUACCAGUCGUACACCUAUGGAGUCAAUCUCACUAAAUGCAAAUGCUGGCAGAGGAUCACAAGGUGGAAGAGGAUAUAGAACUAGUUUCUCAAGUAAUAGUGAAUUGAGUAACAAUAGUAACAGAGGUGUUUUGAUCUGUGAUUUCUGUAAGAAACAAGGUCACAUUAAGGAGAAGUGUUAUAAACUACAUGGAUAUCCUCCAAAGAAUAAUGCUCCUAAUAAUAGAACAAACAAUCCACAACAGUUCAAUACACAACAACAGUUCAAUACACAACAGUUCAGACAGAACAAUAAUCAAAACUUCAGAGGAAGAAGGAUUGUGGCUAAUGCACAUGGGGAAGAAUGCUCACAAGAAAACAAUAAUUCAAAUGCUGUCAUUACACAAGAACAAUAUGGUCACAUUAUGAGCUUGUUACAGCAGUUUCAGAUUGAUGGUUCAGGAGAGGAUUCCAAGAAUAAUGCUGAAUCUAACAAGUUUGCAGGCCCCUUCAGUGAAGAGGCCUCAGGCAAUUGGUAGUAGCAAGGAUGGCAUUUACUAUAUGUGUGGAAGAUGCUUGAAAAAUGCUACUCAAUCUACUGAUCUUGUUUGUAGUUGUAUACCUCAUGUUUGUAGGAAUAUUCCCUUUCUAAGUUCAGUUUGUAAUGAUUCAUUUGUGGAAAAUUCCAGUAAACUUCCUGUAAUGUCUGUUUCUUCAUCUACUGAGAAUACAAAUAUGUUGAAUAAUUGUGUAUCUCUUGAACCUCUUAAGGAUGAUGUGGAUUUACUGUGGCAUAACAGACUUGGCCAUGUACCCUUUGUAAAGAUGAAAAACAUGCCUACAAUUCCUGUUAAGUUUUCUGCUAGACAGCCCUUUACUUGCACUGUAUGUCCAAUGGCAAGACAAACCAGACUACCAUUCACUCAUAGUACAACUCAUUCUAAGAGUAUCUUUGACCUUCUUCAUAUUGAUUUAUGGGGUCCUUACCAUGUUCCUACAUAUGACAAUUGUAGAUAUUUUAUUACCCUUGUAGAUGACUAUAGUAGAGCUACCUGGACAUAUUUGUUAAGCACCAAAAGUAAUGCCAUACAGGUUCUUCAAACCUUUAUCAAUAUGAUAGAAAACCAGUUUCAAACAACUGUAAAGUGUAUCAGAUCAGACAAUGGGUUAGAAUUCAACAACAAUGAAACACUUAGGUUCUUUCAAGCCAAAGGCAUUACACAUCAGAAAAGUUGUCCUUAUACUCCACAGCAAAAUAGCAUAGUGGAGAGAAAACACAGAUACUUGCUUGAAACAGCUAGAGCACUACUUUUCCAAUCCAAGUUACCUACUAAGUACUGGGGUGAUUGCAUUCUUACUUCUACAUACCUUAUUAACAGGCUUCCAUCCACAUAUCUACAAAAUAAGUGUCCUUAUGAGAUGUUGUAUAAGGAAAAACCAAAAUAUAGUCAAUUAAGAUCUUUUGGAUGUCUAUGUUAUCCCACAUUACCUAAGGUUCACAGAGACAAACUAGAACCAAGAACCACCCCUCAUAUCUUUAUAGGAUAUCCAUCUGGAAUAAAGGGGUACAAGGUAAUGAGUCUUGCCACAAGGAAAAUACAAAUCUCAAGAGAUGUAAUUUUUCAUGAGGAUAUUUUUCCAUUUUCUUUCUCUUCAGAUAAUAGCAAUUUUUUCUCUAUUCCAAAGACUUGUUCUACUGAUCUGUCUGAAUCUUGUGAUGCAUUGUUAAAUAGUCAUUUAGAUGUAAUUGAUGAUCAUUCAACUCUGUCUCUCAACCCUCAACCUAUACAUCCAUCACCACCUAUACAAACUGAAGUACCAAUCCCACCUAUACCACAGAGAAAAUCCAA